AUGGAAAAAGCGUCUUAUGAAAUUUCUUCUCCUAAAGAUCAUAAUGAAUUAAACACUUGCAUAUGUUAUUUGCCUGGAAACAAAUCAUUUUGCUAUAGAGGCCAUUCCAAAUCUACCAAUCAUAAUGGCAUUGCUUUUAUCAUUGAUGAAGAUCAUAACAUCCAAAUCAUUCCUUCAAAAUUGUCAACUUUUGGAUAUUGCGCAACCUAUUACAACAAUUUUGUUUAUAUGUUUGGAGAGUCUUCUCUAUAUCGAUAUAAUUUGAUUAAUACAAAUUGGAAAAAUCUAGGAAAUAUAUGCACCUUAGUAAACAAGCAAAAGUUUUUAAUAUUUUUUAAUACAAAUUUAUUUUAAUAUAUAUUAAUUAUUAUAAAAUGAAAUUUCAUACAAAUUAUAUUAAAUUUUAGACCGAUAAUUAAAUAGAUUUUUCAAUAGUUUUUAA
This is a messenger RNA of Blepharisma stoltei, 442 nucleotides long. The record is from the annotation of a GenBank genome assembly. NCBI's taxonomy places the organism in Eukaryota, Ciliophora, Heterotrichea, Heterotrichida, Blepharismidae.